AUGAAAUUAGUAGCGUGUCUUCUUGCCUGUCUUUGGGUUAGCUUCUUCGGCUCAAGUGUGGCAUCUCCCAUCACCAAUUCAAAAGAUUCAAAAAAGGAUGAUAUCUUUGCAGUGGUGAAAGAUCUGCAAGGGGAAGUUGCCCAUCUCAAGACAACUAUCGACAACAUGGAAACCGACUUCAUGAAGAAGUUGGAGAAAAUGAAGAUUCUCCUUGAGUACAACAUUGAUGAUAUCAACCACCUGUACGAGAAGGCUGAUUUUGCAGAAUCCUCCAUUACGUCCCUCCAAGACAAUGCCAAAGCUGGAGAACUAGGGCUCCAGGGACAUCGUCACUUGGCUGAAACUCUGCAAGAUGUCAUCACCAAGACCGCCUGUAUUAGUGAUUCCAGUGAUGGAAGUAGUUUCAUGUUGGACCCAAUCUGUGAUAUCCAGCUCUAUGAGUGCUUUCAGAACCGUGAAGAGGUUGAAGCUGCGUUGAUUGACAUUCCCACUGCUGAGUCUAGGUAUGGGCCUUCAUACCACUGGUGCUUUGAUGAGAUGUCAUUUGAUGAACUGUUCAGCAAUUCUGAGCUGUCUUCUUUCAAUGAAAAUAUCGGAGGCUGGGAUGUCAGUAGGGUCACAAGCAUGCAGAAAAUGUUUUAUGGAGCAGAGACGUUCAACCAAGAUAUUUCUAAUUGGGAUGUGGGCAAUGUCAACAGCAUGCGGAUGAUGUUUUCAAUGGCCGUCUCCUUUGAUCAAGAUAUCUCAAGCUGGAACACUGGCAAAGUCCAAAGCAUGAGUCAGAUGUUCUCAAUUGCAUCAUCAUUUAACCAGAACAUUUCUAAUUGGGAUGUGACUCAAGUCACAAAUAUGGACCAGAUGUUCAAUUCGGCUUCAUCCUUCGAUCAAGACAUUUCUGGUUGGAAUGUCAGCCAAGUCACAAGUAUGUAUGAUUGUGAAGUGGAAGACACGUUGACAACUACACUUUGCGAUACUGAUGGAAGCACACCGGCAAAAGUGAACGGACUGGAGAACAUUGCUGAGGCUGAGCUAGACUAUGGUCCAAUCUACAACUGGUGCUUUCAUGAAAUGUCCUUUGAGCAGCUUUUUAGCACUCAACGAUAUGACAAUGCUGGCACCUUCAACUACGAUAUUGGUGGAUGGGAUGUUAGUCAAGUUGUGAGUUUUCAGAAUAUGUUUUAUGGUGCCUCAAUGUUUGACCAAGAUAUUUCAGGAUGGGACACCAGCAAGGUGACAAACCUUGCCAACAUGUUCUACCAUGCCAGCUCAUUCAAUCAAGAGCUAUCUGCCUGGGAUGUGAGCCAAGUGCAAGCGAUGGGAAACAUGUUUCGAGGAGCCACAUCUUUUGACCAGAAUAUUUCCGGCUGGGAUACAAGCAAUGUUCAAACUAUGCUCAACAUGUUCAAUGCAGCCAGUGUGUUCAACCAAGAUGUCUCGGGUUGGGAUGUGACCAGUGUUACGGAUGUUAAAGGCAUGUUCAACCGUGCCCGUAACUUCAAUCAAGACUUGUGUGCAUGGAAAUCAGACUUAUCUGUGGAUGCAUCUAGUUGGGGUGUGUUCCUUUAUACUGAUUGUCCCAUGGAUGUCACCCCUUCAAAUGAUGGCGAGGUUUGGACUGAUCUCUGCUACGCAUGCUAG
Molecule: messenger RNA, 1638 nt
Organism: Seminavis robusta
Lineage: Eukaryota; Bacillariophyta; Bacillariophyceae; Naviculales; Naviculaceae
Source: the annotation of a GenBank genome assembly